This is a messenger RNA of Octopus sinensis (East Asian common octopus), 589 nucleotides long. RefSeq names its product regulator of G-protein signaling 1-like. Bases 169 to 555 code for a protein of 128 amino acids. The transcript is spliced from 4 exons. The record is from RefSeq and is a predicted model, not a curated record. NCBI's taxonomy places the organism in Eukaryota, Metazoa, Mollusca, Cephalopoda, Octopoda, Octopodidae.
UGUAUAAAACAUGACCUGAGGCACAAAUGGGAUGGAGUUUUAUUAUUAAUCAAAUCACACUGUCCACACCAAACUACAGACAGAAAACCUCAUUCUUGCCAGAGAAACAGAACGACCUUCUUCCACAUCAAUCUGCAAUUAUUCUUUCCUGCCUGAAACAAUUCCAAGAUGGCCAAUCCAAAAUCAUGGGGUCAGUCAUUUGAGUUUCUCAUCAGAAGUGAAGAUGGUGUGAAACUGUUUAAGCAAUAUCUGAAAAGCCAAUUCUGUGAUGAGAACCUGGACUUUUGGCUUGCUGUAGAGAACUUUCGAGAUAAUGUAGAUGAUGAUGAACUCGCAAAGCAAGCUGGUAUCAUUGUGAAAACCUAUGUUUCUAAAAAGGCCACCCGUGCUGUAAAUCUCAAGGCCCCAAACAGAGAGAGAACCGUAAAAGCUGUUGAAGCAAAUGCUCAUAGAAAUGUCUUUGAUGAUGCCCAAAAGGAAAUCUAUGACUUCAUGCAACGGGAUCCCUACGUUCGAUUUUUGAAAUCUGAACAAUAUGCCAACGCAUGUGCAUAAGUGCUCAUUUAAAUUAAUAUACAUACAUAUAUAU